Molecule: messenger RNA, 1241 nt
Organism: Pelmatolapia mariae (spotted tilapia)
Lineage: Eukaryota; Metazoa; Chordata; Actinopteri; Cichliformes; Cichlidae
Product: ras-related protein Rab-8B-like
Exons: 8
Coding region: 108-731 (207 amino acids)
Biological process (GO): regulation of exocytosis; protein secretion; endocytic recycling
Cellular component (GO): plasma membrane; endosome; trans-Golgi network transport vesicle
Molecular function (GO): GTP binding; GTPase activity
Source: RefSeq, a predicted model, not a curated record
UAGUCUGCCCGGGUCUGCAACAGACAGCUGAGGGGUUUCCAGACGGGGGAUCCCAGCUUCAUUGCGGCCUUAAAAUAUCGAAACGCAGAAGUCUGAAGUUUAUUUCAAUGGCGAAAACGUACGAUUAUCUCUUUAAACUCUUGCUUAUCGGAGACAGCGGAGUCGGCAAGACAUGUCUGCUGUUCAGAUUCAGCGAGGACUCCUUCAAUACCACCUUCAUAUCUACAAUAGGAAUAGACUUCAAAAUCAGGACAAUAGAGCUGGAUGGAAAGAGAGUCAAACUUCAGAUAUGGGAUACUGCGGGCCAGGAGAGGUUUCGCACCAUCACUACAGCAUACUAUAGAGGAGCAAUGGGUAUUAUGCUGGUCUAUGACAUCUGCAAUGAGAAGUCCUUUGAGAACAUAAAAAACUGGAUUAGAAAUAUUGAAGAACAUGCCUCAUCUGAUGUGGAGAAGAUGAUCCUGGGCAACAAAUGCGAUAUGACUGACAGGAGACAGGUGUCUAAAGACAGAGGUGAAAAACUGGCCAUUGAUUAUGGAGUUAAAUUCUUGGAAACCAGUGCAAAGUCUGGCUUGAAUGUUGAAGAGGCUUUUUAUACCAUGGGAAGAGACAUACUGCAUAAUCUGAGCUCAAAGUCGACUGACAACAGUGCUGGAGGAUCAGGCAAACCGGUCAAGAUCACAGAGAAAAAGUCGAAGAGAAUUAAAUUCUUCAAGUGCUCGCUCCUCUAAGGUGCUCACGUAUGUGGCGUGACAUUGGUGUUUUGGAGGGUUUCCGCCUUUUGGCCUUCCUCGCUGCGGAGGCGGCCGUGGUCAUAUAAUCAUGGGGCCUUAUUGCCAGCUGGACUUACAGGUUCAGGGGAGGCUGAGAUGCUACCCUGAUCUGCUGACCAGACGAGGAUCAAUGAGGAACGAGGCUUUACAUGUGUUCAUGCAAAAAGACUGAUGCAUGAAUAUCAGCAGUGGUUUGUAGCUCACCCUGCAGUGCCUGCUGACUGUGGACAUGUCUGUAGGAUCUCUUAAAAAUAUCUGUUACAAAUAUUGGUCUCAUAAAUGGUAAAUGAAGAAAAACAGAGUAUUUCAUACAACGUAGCAUCAUUUUAUACGCACUACCUAUUGUUACAUUUACUAUGACGAUGCUGUAAGAUAAUCAUAUGGAGUUUCAGAAUUGGUUGUAAUUGUCUGUGUGAAUUCAUAUAUAUUAAGAUUGUGGUAUCCAGUGUUAAUGCCAUCAUUUCUAAU